GGGUGUCGAGGAGCCGAGGCCGAGUGAGGGUGUCGAGGAGCCGAGGCCGAGUGAGGGUGUCGAGGAGCCGAGGCCGAACGCGUCCACAACACCCCACCACGGCGGCCAGGCUCCACGCCGCCCUCCGCCUCCACGCCCGCCACCAUGACGGACUACAAGGAGGAGCAGAACAACGAGAUCGAGGCGCUGGAGUCCAUAUACCCUGAGGAGUUUGAGAUUUUAGAAGUAGACCCUUACCACAAGUUUAGAAUUAGUGUGAAGACUGAGGGCUCAGAAGUGGGCAGUGAGCUGGAGGUGGCCCCAGCAGAGAUCUCCUUAAACUUCGAGUACACUCCAACAUAUCCCGAUGAGCCGCCAAUUAUGGAGGUGUUACCUGAGGAGAACAUUGAGGAUGAGGAGCUGGAGGACCUGAGAGAACAGCUACAGGAACAGUGUACAGAGAACCUUGGCAUGGUGAUGGUGUUCACGCUAGUCUCGUAUUCUCUUGAGUGGCUAUCAACACACAAGGAAGGCCUUGCGCGCUCUGCCAAGGAGGAAAAGGAACUAAGGAAAAAAGAACUAGAAGAGGCAGAAAGGAAAAAGUUUGAAGGCACGAGAGUGACUGUAGAAACUUUCCUGGCCUGGAAAGCCCUAUUUGAUAAGGAGCUCCAGGCACUGCGCUCUGAAAAGGAGAGAGAGGAGGAGAAGAAUAAGAAGUUCACAGGUCGAGAACUGUUCCAAAAGGACGACACACUUAAUGAGUCUGACCUCAACUUUCUCGGAGAUGGAGAGGGCGAGGUGGCGGUGGAUGAGUCACUAUUCCAAGAUCUUGAUGACCUGGAGCUGGAGGAUGAGUUUGAUGAAGACUUUGGGGAUGAUGAGGGGCUGUCUGACUAAAAGAUUCACAGUCCCUUAAUAUUGUUUUGAUGGAAGUGAUCCUUACUCCCAAAACCCUCUGUAAUGCUUCAGAAUUUUCAGCACCUUUGUAUUGACAAGUUAGCUUCAUACACAAACACACAACUUACUCAUCUCGCAAUACAGUGAUUUCAGGUUCAUGUUACAGUCCAUUUUCAUAUCCACCAAAGGAGUCACAGGUCUGAGUAUGAAGAGGCAUGAUGUCACCUCCUGGCAGGAAUGAUAAGACAACAAUCCCUGCCCAAAAUUGUGAGUAACACUAGAGAUAGGGUUAUAUAUGUCGACUCAAGGUUUAAAACAAUAAAUACUCACACACACACACACACACACACACUUUUAAACAUAUAAUUUAUUAGAGAAGACCAUAUAAUUUGUUUAUAAUUUAAGCUGGUGAACAUAACAAAAUAAAUGUUAUAUAAACAAA
Messenger RNA from Eriocheir sinensis (Chinese mitten crab), 1318 nucleotides. Its product is annotated as RWD domain-containing protein 1-like. The record is from RefSeq and is a predicted model, not a curated record. Gene Ontology annotation, biological process: cytoplasmic translation. Gene Ontology annotation, molecular function: protein binding. Bases 145 to 876 code for a protein of 243 amino acids. The transcript is spliced from 5 exons. Lineage: Eukaryota; Metazoa; Arthropoda; Malacostraca; Decapoda; Varunidae.